AUGGCCAACUCGGACUUCUUGAAUAAAGCGAUCGAGAUCGUGCAAAAAGCGAUCGACGAGGAUGUCAAGCAAAACUACCAGGAAGCUUACAAGCUGUACCAGAACAGCUUGGACUACUUCAUGAUGGCGAUGAAGUACGAAAAGAACGACAAACUCAAGGAACUCAUACGCAAAAAGUUCACAGAGUAUCUCGACCGUGCUGAAAAGCUCAAGGAACACCUCGCAAAGAGCUCCGAAGAGCGCGGCAGAGCUGCUGUAGGCGCAAAUGGAGCCGAGAAGGGUGUCGGCGGCAGCACAGGCGGCAAGAAGGAUGGCGAUGACGACGAUGUUGACCCAGAGACCAAAAAGCUGCGCGCAGGGCUGUCGAGCGCAGUACUUUCAGAGACUCCCAACGUGCGAUGGGACGAUGUCGCUGGUCUACACACAGCAAAGGAGGCGUUGAAGGAGGCCGUCAUUUUGCCCAUCAAGUUCCCACAGAUGUUCACAGGCAAGCGCACGCCAUGGCGCGGUAUCCUCAUGUACGGACCGCCCGGAACCGGAAAGUCCUUCCUCGCCAAAGCCGUCGCCACCGAGGCCAAGUCGACCUUCUUCAGUGUCUCGAGCUCGGACUUGGUCAGCAAAUGGAUGGGUGAGUCGGAAAGAUUGGUCAAACAGCUCUUCCAGAUGGCACGCGAGGCCAAGCCAUCCAUCAUCUUCAUCGACGAAGUCGACUCGCUUUGCGGUACCAGGGGAGAGGGAGAGUCGGAAGCAUCGAGGAGGAUCAAGACCGAGUUCCUGGUGCAGAUGAACGGUGUCGGCAACGACGAGACCGGAGUGCUGGUGCUUGGCGCCACCAACAUCCCGUGGGCGCUCGACCUGGCCAUCAAACGACGUUUCGAGAAGCGCAUCUACAUCCCGCUGCCAGAUCUCGAAGCGAGGAAGCGUAUGUUCGAGCUCAACGUCGGCGAGACACCAUGUGCGCUCGACAGCAAAGACUACCGCAAGCUGGCGUCGUUGACAGACGGAUACUCGGGCUCCGAUAUCAGCGUGCUAGUCCGAGAUGCUUUGAUGCAGCCGGUGCGCAAGGUGACGGGCGCCACCCACUUCAAGAAGGUCAUAGCUCCCGCGAAACGCAAGGACAAGCAAGAAAAGGCCAAGAAUGGCUCUGCCGACACGGGUGCAGACGGAGAUGCCGCCCAGCAGGAUGGAGACGAGGCGGCUGUCGAGGAUGAGGUGCAGGAGAUGAAGGAGUUCCUCACGCCCUGCUCGCCAGGAGACGCCGACGCCAUCGAGAUGACAUGGGACGACAUCGAGGGCGACCAGCUCCUGGAGCCCAAGCUGGUGAUGAGUGAUUUUUUGCGAGCCAUCCAGGCUGUACGCCCGACCGUCACCAAAGCCGACAUCGAGAAGCACAUCGAGUUCACCAACGAAGCUGGUGUCGAGUAA
Molecule: messenger RNA, 1425 nt
Organism: Sporisorium graminicola
Lineage: Eukaryota; Fungi; Basidiomycota; Ustilaginomycetes; Ustilaginales; Ustilaginaceae
Exons: 2
Coding region: 1-1425 (474 amino acids)
Biological process (GO): vacuole organization; endosomal transport
Molecular function (GO): ATP binding; ATP hydrolysis activity
Source: RefSeq, a predicted model, not a curated record